AUGGACGAGUUAGCAAAAAGAGCUGAAUCCUUAACCAAAGUCAAAAUUGACAACUUGAACGUCCAAUCUUGGAUAAGCGGUGGAACUUACAAGGUCACCGGAAAAAUCAAAAAGUUUGACCUUGGAGAUAUAAAAUUUCCAGGCCAAGAGAAAUUGGAGACAAAUCGCGACGCUUUUUUCCACUUCAACCCAAGAAAUUGGAAUCAAGAAGAGCCCGAAAUCAGAAACUACUUCAACGAGCCGACUGGUCUUCUUACUGACCUUCAGGACAAAACACUCGUCGUCUGUAUCAACGGAUACACGCCAGCAGACGCAAACGCGCCAACUUACCAAGGAAAGAUUCCUGGCCAAUUCGAAGUCGCUUUCGUAAAAUGCAUCAACAUUUAA
This is a messenger RNA of Oikopleura dioica, 387 nucleotides long. Lineage: Eukaryota; Metazoa; Chordata; Appendicularia; Copelata; Oikopleuridae. The record is from the annotation of a GenBank genome assembly.